Cyclocybe aegerita is the source of this 1683-nucleotide messenger RNA. Lineage: Eukaryota; Fungi; Basidiomycota; Agaricomycetes; Agaricales; Hemipholiotaceae. The record is from the annotation of a GenBank genome assembly.
AUGUCCUCGAACCCUUCAGAUCAGGCGCAGAAUCCUCCUGCGGGUAAUUACCCUCCUCCGGCUGGCCCACCUCCUACUGGAGAAGCACCGCCCGCAGCGCCCGGAGCUCCACCUCCUGCAGGUCAAAACGCGUACGCUCCUCCUGCAGGCUACCCGCCCCCAUCCGGCCCUCCAGGCGCGCCAUCGGCCUACCCCCCUCCUCCCGGUGCACCUCCAGUACAGUACGGUGGCGCGUACGGCUACUACCCGCCUCCAGGGCAAUACUACCCUCCACCUGGCCAGUACCCAUACGCACAACCAGGCUACCCAGGCUACCCACCUCCAGGCCAGUACCCGCCCGCUCAAUACCCACCGCCCUCUCCUGGAACAUCUGGAGCCCCACCAGGGGGCCCUCCACCAGGUAGUCCUGCGCCCGGCGCCACAGGACAGUACCCACCUCCCGCGGGUCCACCUCCAGCCCAAUAUCCCGGAUACUACCCAGGAGCACCAGGGACUCCUCAGCCGCCGUACGGUGCCCCAUACGGUGCACCCCAGCCACCCUAUGGCGCCCCGUAUGGCGCUCCGGGUUAUGGAACGCCUGGGUUCCCCCCUGCGCCUGGUGUACCGAUCCCUGUACCCGACUACAACCCACACGCAGGGCAGCCUAAGGACCCUCUGAUCUAUCUAGAUGUCGCGAUCCCGGACCCGAACAUCGAGGCGCCGCCCAAGGGUGCGCAGAAGGUACCUGGGUAUGACCCGACAAGCGAUUUUAAUGCGAUAAGGAGAUUCAAUAAGGAUAAUUGGACGGAUGCCCAGGCGAAGAAUUUGACUAAAGUGAUUCUGAACCUUAUCCCGCUACAGACGGAUGCUCUGGGAUAUCACUGCAAAGGAGAACUGGGGAAGAGUUUGCAGGAUAUGAUUGAUGCGUUACCUUUGGGGAAUUAUGGACGGGUCCUCCAUGCACGCAGCCUUGGUCCGUUAGGAUAUGACGUCUGGCUUCUAAAGGAAGCGACCCGUAACCUCGGAACGAAUGAGAUGAUCCUCAUCGAGCUCAUCCUCGGCCGACCUGCACACGAAAUUAGGUGGUUGAAGACAGGGUACAAGCUGCGAUACGGCAAAGACCUGGUAGAUUUGAUCAAGAGCGAGCUCAGUGGGACGUUCGAGCAAUUGUUCGUCAUGGCGCUGAAUGCGCAGAAGCCGCCGAGCACGCCAUACGAUGCUGUCGACCAGGCGAAGGUCACUGCUGACAUCGAGGCUCUCAACUAUGCGGCGAAGAAGAAGGACGAGCUGGUGUUCUUUGACAUCUUCGUCAAUCGCUCGGAUCGCCACCUCAGUGCUGUUAUUGGUGGAUUCAGCACGCAAUACAAGAGUUUAAGCCGCGUCGUCAAGAAAGCCUUCAAAGGCGACGUCGAACGCGCCCUCGUAUACAUGGUGCACCGCGCCAAGCCCAAGCGGGACGGCAGGGGCAUCUGGCAGACAGCGAAGCUGAUCGAGAGCACGAUGAGGGGCGCGGGGACCAAGGACGCGGUCCUGAUCUACCGCAUCGUGCGGGCGUCAUGGGAUCCGGAGAGGAUCAAGGCGGUCAAGGACGCGUAUCAGAGAAGGUACGGAAAGCCGCUUGAGACGAGGAUGAAGGGCGAAUCGAGCAUCUAUGGGCCAUAUUGGGAUGCGUUGAGGGAGUUGAUGGGGUCGACUGGGAAGUGA